This is a messenger RNA of Paralichthys olivaceus (Japanese flounder), 1605 nucleotides long. It is a transcript of the gene txndc12, whose product is annotated as thioredoxin domain containing 12 (endoplasmic reticulum). The record is from RefSeq and is a predicted model, not a curated record. Lineage: Eukaryota; Metazoa; Chordata; Actinopteri; Pleuronectiformes; Paralichthyidae. Gene Ontology annotation, cellular component: endoplasmic reticulum.
CCACCCCGGAAGUAGAAACAAAAGGAGGAGCAGUUUGCACCGUCGGGAUUACACCAGCAUAUUUUCACAACCGCACCAGACGGGCUUUUAUUGUGAAGUGCAGCGGUGUGAAGUUCCGGGUCACAGCUGGUUUGCGGUGAGCGCUUUCUGCCAUUAGCUGCUGAAGAAGAAGAAAAAGAGGAAGAUGCAGAACUCUGCUGUGAACGUGUUGUUGUUGUGGUCUGUGCAGCUGCUCGUGUCUCUCACGUGUUUCCAGGACGUGGUGGAAGCUGCCAGCGGAAGAGGGUUCGGAGACAACAUCCACUGGAGGACACUGGAUGAUGGGAGAAAAGAGGCGGAGGCCAGCGGUCUGCCGAUCAUGGUCAUCGUCCACAAGAGCUGGUGCGGAGCCUGCAAAGCGCUGAAGCCAAAGUUUGCUGAGUCCAGGGAAAUCUCUGAACUUGCACACAACUUUGUAAUGAUCAACCUGGAGGACGAGGAGGAGCCAAAGGACGAAACCUUCAGUCCCGAUGGUGGAUACAUUCCUCGGAUUCUUUUCCUCGAUCCAAGCGGCAAAGUCCAUCCGGAAAUCACCAACAAGAACGGAAAUCCAAACUACAAGUACUUCUACAGCAACGCAGAACAAGUUUUGUCCGGUAUGAAGGAGGCGCAGGAGAAGCUGACGGGCGACGCCUUCAAGCAGGGUCACACCGGCGAUGAGCUGUGAGGAGGCGGAGGCGGGCAUCAGGCUGUAAGGGCUACACUUCUUCUACCUGAGCCUGAGCUUCAGAGCGUCCUCUGACACCCCCACCCCCCGACAGUUAAUAUUCAUCCUCAUCACACCUCAUGCAGUGAGUUCGUCUCACUGAGCAAACCAUUUGUUCUGGUCUUGUACGGUUUCUUUCGUGUCGAAUCGCCGCUCUUUGUCCCGUCUUUGUUUUGAACCAUGUUAUACUUGUAAUGAACACUUGUUAAUUAAAAUGCCAUCUACUGUAACGUUAAUGUCUGUAGAGGAUGUAAACAACUCAAGCUAGCCAAGUGAACUGCAGUAUUUUAUUAACUCUCGUCUGUUGUUGGAAGGAAACGUCACAUCUUCCGUUCGCCGAGUUUCCACCACUGAAGUGAAAUUCCUGGUUUCUCUCCCGACAGCCAAGAAGUUUAAUCUUUUACUUUCUGAUAAGUUUCAUUAAACAAGUCGUGGAAAAUUAAGAAAUCCCUUCAGUUGAACCAGUUUUAAUGUUUUCACCCAACAGCAGUGGUAAAGUAUUCAUACACACCAAGAUUAAUAUACUAACACCUAAAGUGAUGUGCUUCCAAAGAUCCUCCUCAGUACGUUGAUUAUACAUGUGACAUCAUCAUCACCGUGCACUACUCCCUAUAUACUUCUGAUUUGUGUUCUCCUGUCUUUAAAUUACCGAUGAUUCAGUUAAUCCUGCACAUUUAUCUACUUAUUUAGCUCAAUCUGAAUAACUUUGUCUGUUUUUCUGCUUGUGAAGUGAGUUGUUCUGCCUGUUUAGACCUUGUUAAACUCUUUGAAUGAAGGACGGAAACAUUGGUUAAGUAUCUCAAUGUAUUUUAUACAUGCACACGACCAAGUGUGCAAAUAAAGUUUAUUGUAUUGAGUAA